GGCUGAUGGACAAUUGCUUUGAUUGUAUCCAAGAGGCCAUCACACGGAACACCCUGGAUAGUGUAGUAGAAAUCAACCUCAAAGACAUCUUGCUUCUUCGCAGACAGAACUGGCAAUACCCACACAUGCAGGAAAAGAUCUCUGAUGUCACGUGGAAGGAGAUAUAUAUGAAUCUGAAUGGGUCAGGCGAUGCUUUAAAAUAUUGUGAAGAUACUGAAAGUAGUCAAGUCCCAGCCAAAACAUGUACACAUCUCAUACAGACGCAACAAAGUACUGACUCUGGGUUUGGUGAGGAUGAGAUUUUGUGGGAAUGUGAAGAGGAGUUUCGGAAAGACUUGCAAGAAAUUAACGGUUUCUCCAAAGCAAGAUUGGAGGAUAUCCCUGAGGCAGAAUGCCCAGACAAAGAGUUGCUAGCUGGAAUCCAGAUUAUUGGGAAGGAUCAAAGCCUUGUGGAGGAGGCAGAGCAGAUUUUGCGGACACAUUUCAAUAGAAGGAAAUCUGUUUCACCACCUGCUCCUACAGAAAAACCAGAUAUCCCUGCAUCUCCAGCAGAUUAUAUGCCACCCCAACCACCAAAGGGAGACAACUGCAAACUCCCAGAUCACUGGUACCUACCGCCACCUCCUCCAGCACCUCCGUCCAUGACCCCGGCUCCUCAAGAAAAAUCAAGUGUCCCUACAUCACCAGUAGAUUAUAUGCCACCCCAACCACCAAAGGGAGACAACUAUAAACUCCCAGACCACUGGUACCUUCUGCCUCCACCACCACCACCACCGCCUGUACAGGAGCCAGACUGUCAUCCUGUCAGGCUUAAUAGACAACUGUCAGAAGUCAAACAGAGGUACGAAGGUAUGGUCAUCAGACAGCCUAUAGGGGCAGGCAUCAGUCCGGACGCAUUACAGGAAAUAGAGAAAUCAAUGCCAGAUGGCAUAUUUACAGCGAGGGGCAGGAGAACAAUGUUUGGUCGAUACCGCUCUGCCAUGG
This is a messenger RNA of Pecten maximus, 984 nucleotides long. Its product is annotated as formin-A-like. The record is from RefSeq and is a predicted model, not a curated record. NCBI's taxonomy places the organism in Eukaryota, Metazoa, Mollusca, Bivalvia, Pectinida, Pectinidae.